AUGACGCCCCCGGAAGCUCAGUCCAGCUCGUCCGACGUCGCCGUCUCAUCGACCUGCGGCAAGAUCAACAUCUCACCAGAGGAAUUCCACGAGCUGCGCGCAAGCGCAUCAGCGGCCAAGGCAACGGCUCACUGCCCCUACAGCCGGUUCCGCGUCGGCGCCGCCGUCCUCGUCGCCAAUGGCAGUGUCGUUGCCGGAGCCAACGUCGAGAAUGCGAGCUACCCGGUUGGGUUGUGCGCUGAGCGUGUCGCGCUCUCCAAAGCCGUUACCGAUGGCACCUGGUCCGCCUCUUCCUCGACAUCGGCUUUUCGCGCCAUCGCCGUCUCUACCGACAUCAGCCCCCCGGCGAGCCCGUGUGGCAUGUGCAGACAGUUCAUCCGCGAGUUUUGCCCCUUGAGCAUGCCUGUCAUCAUGUUUGACAAGAACGACGAGUACGUGGUGCUCACACUUGAAGAGCUGCUACCUAUGUCGUUUGGACCAGACCAACUGCCUCCAGCGGGUGCCCCGGGAGCUCCGUAG
Messenger RNA from Drechmeria coniospora, 519 nucleotides. RefSeq names its product Cytidine deaminase. The transcript has 3 exons. The record is from RefSeq and is a predicted model, not a curated record. Bases 1 to 519 code for a protein of 172 amino acids. NCBI's taxonomy places the organism in Eukaryota, Fungi, Ascomycota, Sordariomycetes, Hypocreales, Ophiocordycipitaceae. Gene Ontology annotation, molecular function: zinc ion binding; cytidine deaminase activity. Gene Ontology annotation, cellular component: cytosol.